Messenger RNA from Haliotis rufescens (red abalone), 1179 nucleotides. RefSeq lists its product as uncharacterized. Lineage: Eukaryota; Metazoa; Mollusca; Gastropoda; Lepetellida; Haliotidae. Bases 1 to 1179 code for a protein of 392 amino acids. Gene Ontology annotation, biological process: regulation of DNA-templated transcription. The record is from RefSeq and is a predicted model, not a curated record. The transcript has 2 exons. Gene Ontology annotation, molecular function: DNA binding.
AUGGCUGACUUGAAAACUCCUGUUGAUGAUUCCUAUCACGUCAAUUCUGGUAUUGGAGCACCUCAGCACACAUCAACCCCUCUGCCCAAGAGACGUGGUGUGCCAUCCCUCACACUGCCAGUUGCUGACUCCCCCCACAAUGUACCAACUCUCUCAAGCCUCCACCCGAUGGCAUCUCCCACCUACCUCCAGGCAACCUGCUUCUCCAGCCCCUACAGUGUCUUCCCUCCCUGCUCCACCAGGUACUACACUUCCAGCUUCAGACCAGGCUCCUACAUGGCUUCCAGCUGCACCCUACCACCGAGUCCACCAUUCCUGCCACCAAGUCCAUGCUUCCUUCCAACCCAGUCGUUUGGGGUUUCCAGUGCACCAUUGAGUCCAUCCUUCUUACCUUCCAGCAAAACGGGGACGAUUUCUAGUCCACCAAUUCUGCCCAUCCAUCCAGUAUCGAUUCCAAACACCCCUGCCCUGUCUACACCAACGCAAAUACCAGAUGCCACUCGCCAACAUUCAAAAUGUAUGGAGAUCAGCCUCGUCACAGAGACGCGACCACUUGACUUCAAGCUGCCGUCUUCCUCCAGACCGGACAUUGGUAAAGCUGUUGAUGAUAUCAUCUCAAAAACACUUGAUAGAGUUUCAACAACGAAGACUACCAACUGCCAUUCCUCCGAUCGUCAGUCAGCUCUUGAGAAUAGACUUCAGUCACUCCAGUCAAGGUUCCCAGCAGAGGUUAAAGAACUAUCCAGCUUCCUUGCCUUCUAUUCGUCAUCUAUUCAGAAGGAGCAUGAACAGUGUCUUCAAGAUGGUUUCUUUCCCACGGACUACCACAACUGGCUGACCAACAGAUAUACUGACCAGCUCCACCUGGUAUUCACCAGCAUCGAGAGAAGUCUUAACAAUCUAGAAAAACAAGACAAGAAGCUGUCCCGACCUGCCAGCAGAAACCUCAAUCCUGAAUCCAUCACCUUGAUGGAAUCGUGGUACCAUAAGCAUCUAAACAACCCCUACCCAACUCAUACAGAAGCUGAAGACAUGGCCAACAAGGGUGGCAUCACACUUUCUCAGCUCCGAAAGUGGUUUGCAAAUAAGAGACACAGGACCAGGAGACCCCGAUCUGCCAAAGCCGUAGUUGCUUCCAAGCAUUGUGAGGAGUUCCUGUCUGGCAUAUUCCAGUUGUGA